AGCGGGGUGGCCGCGCUGCCCGACCCGCGGCCUGCACAGUCCCCUCGCUGUGGCGCGUUCCCCGAGCCCGCACUGGGUGUUUCCGGAGGUGUGAGACUCCCGCCAGCCCGGGCGCGCCGCCGGCUUCACAGGAGCCUCCGGGCAGCGCAGCCCGCCCGCCUUUCCGUCAGGCUUUCGCGCCCGGCGCCCCCGCAGUGAUGGCGUGAAGAGGGUGGGCGUUCCGGUCCGGGAGGCCCCCGCCGCGGCCCCGGAAGCGCCUCUUCCUGGGCGGCCGUGAUGGUGGUCGCCGUGAUGUCUGCGGGGCUGGGUGGCUGACCCCCGUGGGUGCAGCAGGCCCGGAUCCCGAAUCUCGGCGGCCGCUGCUCGAGCGCGGCCUGCGCCAUGGCCACCUCCGCCGCCUCCUCGGAGCAUUUCGAGAAGCUGCACGAGAUCUUCCGCGGCCUCCAUGAAGACCUCCGGGGGGUGCCGGAGCGGCUCCUGGGGACCGGGGGCACAGAAGAGAAGAAGAAAUUGAUCAGAGAUUUUGAUGAAAAGCAGCAAGAAGCAAAUGAAACGCUGGCAGAGAUGGAAGAGGAACUACGUUAUGCACCCCUGUCUUUUCGUAACCCUAUGAUGUCUAAGCUUCGAAACUACCGGAAGGACCUUGCCAAACUCCACAGGGAAGUGAGAAGCACGCCUUUGACAGUCACAGCCGGGGGCCGAGGAGACAUGAAAUAUGGCACAUACACUGUAGAGAAUGAGCAUUUGAAUCAGCUACAGUCUCAGAGGGUAUUGCUUUUGCAAGGCACUGACAGCCUGAACCGGGCCACCCAGAGUAUUGAGCGUUCUCAUCGGAUUGCCACAGAAACUGACCAGAUUGGCUCGGAAAUUAUAGAAGAGCUGGGGGAGCAACGUGACCAGUUGGAACGUACCAAAAAUAGACUGGUAAACACAAAUGAAAACUUGAGCAAAAGUCGAAAGAUUCUCCGGUCAAUGUCCAGAAAAGUGACAACCAACAAGCUGCUACUUUCCAUUGUCAUCUUACUGGAGUUAGCCAUCCUGGGAGGCCUGGUUUAUUACAAAUUCUUUCGCAAGCAUUGAACUUCCUGCACGGAAGGGUUUGUGGACCAGAACUUUGACCCUGAGAAUGAAUAGUGUUACAGAUGUGGAAUAAGUAUUGCUGCUGUGAGCUAACGGUUCAAGGAUGCACUGUGUAGCCAGACUGUGGGAAGAGGGAGGGAAGAUGGAAAACCAGUUAAUGUGAAGAAACAGCAACAAGACCAGUGUGAUAUACCAAGGAAGUUGGUCAUAGACAUUGUGCCCUCCUUCCCUUGUCUGACCAAAACUUGACGCAAUCACAUCCACUGCCAGGCCAGCUGUAGCCUUGGCUUCUUCGUCUGAAGCAGCCAACUGAGGAUUAACUUCAACAAGAUCCAGUGCUGACAGCAACCCUAAAAGAACAAAGUUUGACAAAACCUCAGAAAAUCUCUUAGCUGCUGUUUCAGUGAGGGUCGUACCACCUGGACAGAAUAAACCAAGCAUCUAAUAGACUGCCUGGCCCAUAAUAAUGUUUGAUAAACAAAUGAAGGAGUUGUAAGCAUUUCUACCACUGGCAACCCAUCCUUCACAGAAAUCUUACUGAACUGGACCCUCAAAGCCCCUGCAAGCCAUUCGACUUUCUUUUCAUCUUGGCCUACUGACCUUGUCCUGUAGUUCUCGGAGGAGAAAUGAAACCGGCUGUCCAUGGAGACAUCCAGAUGAAGUGGUGAGGGGUGUAUUGAUGUCAGCGUGGGCAUCAACCCAGAUCACACAAAGGUCUGGGCAGUGCCGUGCGUGGCCACUGAUGGUACCAAUUGCCAAGCUGUAAAGAACAAAUAUAGAUGACCCUUGAACAACAGGUUUGAACUACAUGGAUUUCUUUCAAUAAAUACCUGUAACUAUUUGUUUGUUUUGUUAAACAUCCUUACCUCAGGGUCUUUUUUCCAUUGAUUUUCCAGAGAGUAGAAGGCGGGGGGGGGGGGGGGGGGGGGAGACACAUGGAUUGGUUGCCUUCCGCAUGUACCCCAACCGGGGCCAGGGAUCAAGUCUGCAACCAAGGUAUGUGCCCUUGACCAGAAUCAAACCCAAGACCCUUCAGUCCACGGGUCGACGCUCUAACCACUGAAACAAACAGGCCAGGGCAAAUAAAUACCAUAACUAUUUUCAAUCCACGAUUGGAAAUCUGGGUGCAGAGGUCAACUAUAUGCAUUUAUCUAUACCAUUUUAGAUAAGGGACUUGAGUAUCCACUGAUUUUGGUAUUGGCGGGACGGACUUGGAGCCAAUCCUUUGCAGAUACCAAGGGACAACUUAAGUUUUUGGUGAGUCAAACGUUGUAUUUGGAUUUUCAACUGUGCAGGGGGGUUGGUGCCCUUAACCCCUGAGUCGUUCAAGGGUCACUAGUCUCCAAUAAUUUUCAAGGCCCUCUGCUUGGCAAACAUCACCAAUAACAAAUAUCCUCAGCCAAUGCAGCUCAUACUUUGUCCUCGGGGCAAAGUCAGGGCCCCAGACUAAAGCAGGAUUUGGAUGAGACAGAAUCUACAGGGCUGAGGUUAAGUGAGUUAGAUAGAUAGGGAGAAAUGGAAGACUCUAAACGUUCAAAGCUGACCACUGGUUAUCCCCUGCAGUGUGACAGACUGCCCCACAUCCCUAAAAUUUGAUCCAUUAGCCUUGACCCAGAAAGGGACCUUAAUUUGUUCAAGAAGGAAAUCCAGUUAAAGGAUGUGGUCUAUAUGUGACAAUUCAUAAAUGCCUCUUUAAGGGAAACCAGGGAGAUCUAAUCACUUUCAAAGAAUUAGUUACAUUAACUUUUUAAGGGUAAAAGUCAGCCUUACAGCUUUUAAAAAUGAGUGAUACUUUCUAAAAUGAAAAAUCAAAGUUAAGUCUUUAAAGUAACAGAGCAAUCCAAUUAAAGACCUCUUUUAGAGCACUGAAUAAAAUACAAGUGUAUUUGCCUGUUAUAUACAUUAGUAUGACAUUCAAAUAUUGUUUCUGUUUUUGCCUUUCCUUAUCCUUGGUAUCUUCUUACAUUAGCCCACUGUCCUGUCUCAGCUGUAAAAACACAGCGGAUGAAAUAGUGGUUGGAAAGCUUCCGAUCUUCUGUAACCAAAGAAUUUGACAUAGAUGGGAAAUGCAUCUUAAGCAUUUUAGGAACUAACUGCAGUCAUCCUUCUUGGUCAGGAUAGCAUGUGACAGCAUUUUAACCUGCAUGCCCCACGUAGGGCCUUUUUGAGGAAUAGCAUGGUCUAGUGCUAAAAGCAGUGGAUUAAGUCAGAAUGCUGUGUUGUUCCCCUCCUCCACCCCCCAGGAAGAGGUGUAUGAUCUAGGAUAAGUCAUCUAAUUUCUCUAGACUUCACUUUCCUUUUCUAAAAGGCAGGGAUACUGCCCUAACCGGUUUGGCUCAGUGGAUAGAGUUUCGGCCUGCAGACUGAAGGGUCCCAGGUUCGAGUCUGGUCAAGGGCAUGUACCUUGGUUGCGGGCACAUCCCCAGUAGGGGGUGUGCAGGAGGCAGCUGAUCGAUGUUUCUCUCUCAUCGAUGUUUCUAACUCUCUAUCCCUUUCCCUUCCUCUCUGUAAAAAAUAAAAAUAUAUUAAAAAAUAAAAAUAAAAGGCAGGGAUACUAAUCUCAGUUUGUUUAAGUCAGAGUUGGUUUAAUGAUUAAGUCCAUACUGUAUGUUGUAUAUAAAAGGAGCAGAGUGACCCUAAAAAUUCCUAGUCCUCGCCCUGGCCUGUGUUGCUCAGUUGUUAGAGGGUCAGAGCAUUGGCCUUGUGCACCAAAGGGUCUCAGGUUCCACUCCUGGUCAAGGGCACAUACCUGGGUUGCAGGUUCGAUCCCCCCCCCCCCCCCGCCCACCCUGCCCCCCCAUCAGGAUGCAUGCAGGAGGCUACCAAUUGAUGAGUCUCUCUCACAUUCAUGCCCUCCCCCCCCCUCCCCCCUGUUCCUCCCUCCCUCCCUAAAAGUCAGUGGAAAAAUAUAAAAUAUCCUGGGGAAUAACAAAUGAUUAACUGAGAAUAUAUAUGCAGUGCUUAAUACUCCUAGUACUUUAAUACCAACAUUUUUUUUCUUUCUAACAAAAACUUUCAUUUCUUAGCUCCCCUGUGAAGUCUGACUACUCUAGUCCAGACUGAUCUCUGAAAUUCUGUAGAAUUUAAUUUCUUUCAUUCCAUGCCUACUUUUUUCAUCUAGGCCCAAUAAGUCACAAGUUUCCCACAAUCCCUUGAGAACACAUCAGAACAGUGUUCAACACAGUACAUGCUGAUUCACUAAGAGAGGAAGAAUCUAUUGUGUCAGUCACCUAGGGUCAGUUACUGUGGAGAUAGAGAAUGCAUUCAUAUGACAAGUGGGGAAUUUGGAACAAACCUAUGAGUAGAAAUGCUUUAAAAAAAAGACCCAAAAAGUCCAGCCUAUCCUUCCAAUCCUCCCAAUAGCCAAAUGAAAGUUGUAAGACAGUUUCUUAAGAAAGCUUUCUAAGAGAUAAGCAUGAAACACUGGACUGUGUCUAAAAGCUUUGCUUAGUUUACUUCUGAACUUGUCCUACUAUAUAAAAAAACUACAUGUGCCUCCAGCAGCUCAUAAUCUUCGACAUCAAAAUGCUAUUAUGACCCUAGCUGGUUUUGCUCAGUGGAUAGAGCGUCAGCCUGAGGACUUGAUUCCGGGUUUGAUUCCGGUCAAGGGCAGGUACCUUGGUUGCGUGCUUGAUCCCCAGCCCUGGUCAGGGCAUGUGGCCUGGUCAGGGCACGCGUGGGAGGCAACCAAUCAAUGGGUCUCUCUCACAUUGAUAUUUCUCUCUGUGUGUGUCUCCUCCUCUCUUCACUCUCUCUAAAAAUAAAUGGAAAAAAAUAUCCUUGGAUGAGGAUUCACACAAAAAAUAAAUAAAAAUAAAUAAAUGCUUAUUUAAAAAAAUGCUGUUAUGCAUUGUUAACUUUAAAAGUCAGCCAGAUUUUCCCCCAGGAAAACGGGUUUCUUCAGGAACAACAGAAUUGUAACCCCGAACAUGUAACCGUGGCUGGCCACAUGCAAGUUUACUAAAACAAAGGAGAGGGAAUUCUUUUAUAGAGGGGGAAAGAAGCUGGGAGGGCUGUUACAAAGAGUUCCUCCUGCUGUGCUUCAAGAUCAACUGACAGGGCAUGACAGCUUUUACUUCUGGCCUCUCUAUUUCAUAUGAGUUUCUGCUUAUUUUUUUUCCAUCAUAACUUAAAAAUUCUGAAGGGUAGUUUACUCAGGAAACUGAGACAAGCUAAUUGAUUAGCCCAAAGCACCAUGCAAUGUAGCCCCACCACCACCACUGGCUCCCAACUUACCUGUGGUCUCCUCCCACUGUGACACAGCUGUAGCCACCUGAUACUGCUCUACUAACCACCUCAGCCAGUUCCUGGUUGGCGAGGCCCACCGAGCGAGGAUUUGCUAUCAGGUUGUUGUACAGAUCAUCUUUGGGGACUGGAGUGAAACUCAAAUCUCCAAAGUCCUUCAGGUGGCAGCCUAGAAACAAGUGGAGGAUGAUAAGAUUAAUUGGAAUUGGUUAAUAAGAUUAGUUGGAGAUUCCAACUCUUACUGGCCUGGGCCACAAAUAAUAACUUGUGACAAAGUACACAACCUCAUUUUGUCUCAGUAAAAUUCAAAAUGUAACAUGACUGUCAGGAUGACCUCCUAGCAAUCCUGUGGGGUAGAUUCCGUCAGGAACACCGUUUUGCAGAUGAAGAAGAGGUUUUGGAAAGUGAAGCCCAGAAAUGUUAACUGACAUUAACAAUCAUGAAAUUUGGAGCAAUUAAACCUCUAUUCCAGAGUUACAGCAUGGAAGUAAAAUGCCAACAGGAUUUAAAGAAAGUGAAUGUCAUAAACUAGGUCUCAAGGUCACACAGCUGCUAAGUGCCAGACUCAGGAACAAAUCCAGGCCAUCUGCUCCCAAAGUUUGUAUUCUUGAGUAUGCAGUUGUAUCCCAAAGAGUCCCCCUUUAA
Myotis daubentonii (Daubenton's bat) is the source of this 5970-nucleotide messenger RNA. It is a transcript of the gene VTI1B, whose product is annotated as vesicle transport through interaction with t-SNAREs 1B. Gene Ontology annotation, molecular function: SNAP receptor activity; SNARE binding. Lineage: Eukaryota; Metazoa; Chordata; Mammalia; Chiroptera; Vespertilionidae. The record is from RefSeq and is a predicted model, not a curated record. Gene Ontology annotation, biological process: Golgi to vacuole transport; intracellular protein transport; intra-Golgi vesicle-mediated transport. Bases 382 to 1080 code for a protein of 232 amino acids. Gene Ontology annotation, cellular component: ER to Golgi transport vesicle membrane; endoplasmic reticulum membrane; Golgi apparatus. The transcript is spliced from 8 exons.